AUGCCCUCCGCGUACCCGCAGCGAGCCCUGACGGUUCUGCUGCUCUUCGGGACCUUGUCCGCUGCCAUGGCCCUGCUCUCCUCCAGCCUCAUCUUCCAGCUCCCGUCGGGCCGGGCCGCCGCCGGUACCGGGGCGCUCCCGGAGCCGGUGGCCGCCGCUCUGCUGCCGGUAUCGGCCGUGCUGGCCGCGCUCUGCCUGGUGCUCAACGUGAGCUGCCUCCUGCUCUGCCUCCUGCACGGCUACUGCAGCACCGAGCUGUGCCGGGGACAGCCCGGGAGCGAGCGGGCAGACUGGUUCCUCCUGGACAGCCGGAGCGUCCGGCACGCGGCCAUCGGCCUCUUCUGCUGCGGGGUCUGCCUCUACCUCACAGCUCUGGCCCUUUUCAUGCUGCUGCUGUUCCAGCUGGAGGCCGGGAUCGCCAGCGCCUGCAUCCUGACCUCUGGAAUUCUCGUCCUGCUCAUCUCCGUGCUCCACGCGCUGCUCCGCGCUUCCCACAUUUCCCAAAUCUCCCAACGGAGCCGCUCGGAGCUUUCCCAAUCCUUGUACGAGAACGAUUCCGCCCGGCCCGGGGAGGACGGGACCGCGGCUCCUGCGGAAAUCCGCCGGGAAUUCUCCUUCCCGCUUUUCCCGCGGCGCAAAUCCCAGCCGGGCUCGGCCUCCAGCAGCAACCUGAGCUUGGCUGGCGGCGCCAGGAGCAAGGAAUCCCAGAAGGAAUCCCAGAAGGAAUCCCAGAAGGAAUCCCAGAAGGAAUCCCAGAAGGAAUCCCAGCAGGAAUCCCAGAAGGAAUCCCAGCGGGAAUCCCAGCGGGAAUCCCAGCGGGAAUCCCAGCGGGAAUUGUCGCGCACGCACAGGACGCUCUCGGCGGAUUCGGGAUUGCUCCGGGAGCAGGGAAAACCUUGGAACGUCAUCACGAGGGAGAUGAGGAAUGCCAUGGCUCGCAAAUCCACCAAGGAUUCCACCCUGGUGUGAAGGAAAAUCGGGAUUUUCCCAGGAGCUUCCCGGGAUUCGCGGUCCUGGAGCGGGAGUUGGGGUUUUUUUUUUCCAAGUUUUUGGUGUUUUUUCCCUGGAAAAAUCAGGAUUUUUGGCUUUUAUCCACAGCCAAAAUCCCUCUGCUGCCCGCCUGGAGCCCCCCAAAUCCAUCCAAGCCCAUCCCAGUUGUGGGAAAGGAUCUGGAAAUUGGGGAUGAGAAGUGGAAAUUGGAAUUUUCACGAGAAUUCCGUCCUUUUCCGGCAGAUUUUGGCUGAUUUUCCCGCCCUUCUCCUUCCUCCCUGCUCCAUCCUCAUCCUCAGCACGACCCUGGGAUCGAGGAGGGGUUUGGGGUGGGGAAAAUCAGGAUUGGGGUG
This is a messenger RNA of Pseudopodoces humilis (Tibetan ground-tit), 1343 nucleotides long. Lineage: Eukaryota; Metazoa; Chordata; Aves; Passeriformes; Paridae. The record is from RefSeq and is a predicted model, not a curated record.